UUGCAAGAUGGCGGAAGAGGCUCCUGCUUCUUCCUCCCCUCAGCGCGGCGACCGGUACUGCCUGGUGAGCUUCAUUCCAGCCCAGCUUCGCUCCGCCGACCUCCGCUCCUACUUCAGCCAGUUCAUCGAAGCCGGCGGCUUCCUUUGCUUCCACUAUCGGCAUCGCCCUGAACGGGAAGAGUUGCCGGACGGCCCUUCGAGGCCAGGAAGACGGACCUGCUGCUGCCUGGUGGCGGUGAGGCCCGGGUGGUCUCUCCGCUUGGUCCAGAUGUACUCAGGCAAACGGUGGAUCGACUCGCAGGGGGAGACGCUGCCUGGGCGGUGCGUCGUACGAAGAGUCCGGAUUUCCCCAGAUAGAGAAUCUGGCAUAUUUUGUUAUAAAACCAAAAAGGAGCUCGAUACAAUAUCAAGAGAAACUUUCACCCAGGAUGACUUCGAACGGCUCCCUGAAUUGAACCCUCCUGCAGUAAUGCCUCAUGGGAAUGUGGGAACUCCGUUGCAAGUCUUCUUGGAGCUUAUCAGAUCCUGCCGGAUGCCCACCCGUGUAAUUAAAAAGCUGCAGUUGCAGUUCCCUAAAUCUGGCUCUUCUCGCAGGUAUGGGAAUGUACCAUUUUCAUAUGAGGGAACUGAUAUUAUUGAAGAGGAGCGAGUUUACACAGCUACAGGAGAAGAAAUAACAGGAGACCACUUGCCAACAGUAGAGACAGUGAAUCAAGAUAAUACAGAAGAGAGAGACCAGGAAGAUCCAGAAAAGAAAGAAACAGAUGACUCUGAACUGGACUGCGAGGAUGAUGAUAGAUGUGAAGAGUGGGAACGGCAUGAGGCCCUGCAUGAAGACGUCACCAGCCAGGAGCGCACAAAGGAACGUUUGUAUGAGGAGGAAAUUGAGCUGAAGUGGGAGAAAGGAGGCUCGGGGUUGGUGUUCUACACAGAUGCACAGUAUUGGCAAGAAGAUGGAGCAGAUUUCGAUGAACAGACAGCUGAUGACUGGGAUGUUGACAUGAGUAUCUACUAUGAAAAAGAUGGCGGUGACAAGGAUGCUCAAGAUUUGGUACAGAUACGGUUUGAACAGAGACUUCGGGAUGGUGUAGAAGAUGGAUCUGUCCUAGGUCAACAAACUGGGAACUUUGAAAAAUAUACCAAGGGCAUUGGCCGAAAAGUGAUGGAAAGACAGGGCUGGACUGAGGGCCUUGGCUUGGGAAGCAGCAGUUCAGGGAUGGCAGAAGCCCUGGACAAUGAGGGCCAGAAUCCCAAAUGCAAGAGGGGCCUAGGGUAUCAUGGUGAGAAACUCCAGACUUUCACCAAACUCAAGAAGCCAUGUAGGGACGGCUGCGGCCUCAUUUCUACCAUCUAUGAUGACCCACAUCCUGUGGACUCAGAAGAUCACCUUCUCCGGCGCCAGCUGCCAAUCAGUAUGAAGUACCGACAAGAGGUGGUCUUUGUCCAUGCCAGGCAUGGCAUUCAGGAGGACUCCAGUUCUUCAUGAAGGACAUGCCAGCAAGAAAGGACUUUCAGACUGUGCCUGCUUUUGCAAUGGCAACAGUUUUUCUUCACAUUAUUUUUAUUAUUACUGUAUAUUAUUUAACAAAACAUGUACUACAGCCAAGCCAGAUCAUGUUUUAAUCAUUUGUAUUAAAA
Messenger RNA from Candoia aspera, 1638 nucleotides. RefSeq names its product G-patch domain containing 3 (gene GPATCH3). Gene Ontology annotation, biological process: positive regulation of DNA-templated transcription; negative regulation of type I interferon production; negative regulation of RIG-I signaling pathway. The record is from RefSeq and is a predicted model, not a curated record. NCBI's taxonomy places the organism in Eukaryota, Metazoa, Chordata, Lepidosauria, Squamata, Candoiidae. The transcript is spliced from 7 exons. Gene Ontology annotation, molecular function: nucleic acid binding. The coding region runs from base 8 to 1486 and encodes 492 amino acids.